Molecule: messenger RNA, 1312 nt
Organism: Suillus fuscotomentosus
Lineage: Eukaryota; Fungi; Basidiomycota; Agaricomycetes; Boletales; Suillaceae
Exons: 4
Coding region: 151-1086 (311 amino acids)
Cellular component (GO): membrane
Molecular function (GO): transferase activity, transferring alkyl or aryl (other than methyl) groups
Source: RefSeq, a predicted model, not a curated record
AGCAGCUAUUAUCCUAUUUCAUUCUACACUACUCCGUUAAUAUUGCUUAACAUUUAACCAUCGGUGUUGUCGUUGGCAUGUCCCACGAAGCGCUCAGAUGGUAGGAAAGAUAAAAUCCUAGCCACCAAGGGAGAAACUGACCUCAACAAAAUGGCUACACCCACAGUUUCGGGCUUCAUUGGCGCUGUGAUCAUUCGUCCCGUCGUCGUGGCUAUAAACAGUCUUGUGCUCGCAUCCCUCAUGUCCUACGUGAUCGCUGAACGACUUGACUGGAGGCCGAUCACCGUAUGCGUUACAUGCGACAUUCUUGCUGUCGGCAUUGACCACUUUAAGGACCAAAAAAUUAUCAUUAGCGCAUGCGGCGCAGCUGCUGAACAACGCUUCGCCUCCCUGUUCUUUCUUACCCGCAUGUUUCUGGUCCUGAAUGCAUCACUGCUUGUGAUCGCUUUAUGUCAAGGUUCACCAAAAAUGACUAUCGUCACCGCGAUUUUUACUACCCCCGCUUUCCUGUGGGCGACGCCGCUCAACCCUCGGCGAAUUGGUGCGGUCAUCCAGAGAUCCUUACCCGCAAAGCAUGGUCAAGAAGUGGGGUAUAGUUCGUCGAUACCUGGUACUCCAUUCGUCAUCAAACGAGUCCCUGGCAUGAAGGCUAUAUUCAACGGCAUCAUCCGAGGUUGUGGGAUAUUUUUCGUUGUUCACUCCUCACUGCAGGCAUCGUGGAAGUCAGAUUUCAACGCGCUCCCAUGGACGAUCAUUGAGAUUGUCAUGUGGUCGACGGUUAAUCGCAUUGUUCAUUCUGUUAUGACAGACGUGCGUGACUUUGAUGAGGACGAGAAGGCUGGAGUCCCCACCAUACCCGUCCUUCUUGGAUCCCCUAUCAAGACUCGUAUUUUAUUAACUGUCAGUCAAGCAGCCGUUCUGAUAGCCUCUCUCGGCAACCCAUACAUUUUAGGGAGUUCCUGCUUCAUGAUUGCUCUUGUUUGGAUCCUAGGGAAAGAUUCCCCGAAAGUUUCCUUCUUCCUGAGCAUUCACUCGCAGUCGAUAUUCAUUGUUAUGUACGCUGUCACAAAAUGUUGGUCUCUCUAGACUACUGUUACUGUUAUCUUACGAAGGAAGAGAGGCUCGUCGAGACUGGACACGGUAAAGUCCGCACGCUUGUUUGCAGUAAUGCGGUUUCGCGCCGUUCAGAUAGAAGAAAGUGUCGUAUUUCUUGACAAUUUGUAUUCAUUCACGUAUGAUAAUGGUAAUAUUCAUCCCGGUGGUGUAGCCCUCCUUGUGUCUUCCUUGUGCCUAUGUGAUGUUUUGGAGUCCU